UUACAUGAUUUAAAACGAAAACGACAUCUAUUCCCGCCGUUUUAUCAUAGCAUCUAUCUUCUUCACUGUUUCUGUUAAGCAACAAUGGCCAAGACACAAACAUGUUCUAACUUCUAAGAUAUCAAUCUUGUGAAAUUUGACGGCUCUCCUUAUGAAUAUUCUCAAAGGACCAGUCUUCUUAAACAUUUCAUGUUUCUAUGAUUGUCCCAAGUUGCUUAAACAUAGUAAAACAUGUUCUUAUGAUGGAAAAGUUGCCAAAUUUCAGAAAUAUAAUGGUGUCCUUUUGGCUAUGCAAGGCAGUGGGGAAUUAGCAGGUCAUGUUGCCAAGUCAUUCAACCAUAAGAUUUACAUUAAUAAUAGAGAAGAGUUGAAUGGUAUUCCUCAUAUACAAACUCUUAGAGAAUUUCCUCGGGAGGAGCUUUUUCAAAAAGUCGUCAUGGUCAGAUUUGACUCUAAGUUAUUUCUCAAGCAAGAGUAUAACCAGAAGAAUCAAUCAGAUUUUAAUGCAAUGUUUACAAUUAAAUAUUUACAUGAAGCCGGUGCAAAGAUCGUCCUUGUCAGUGAUUGGAAAACAAAUACUUCAGAACUUCACACUGAAUCGGUCGCAGAUUUCUUAUCAACAAUUCUCCAAAUGCAAGUCUAUCCAGUGCAAGGCAUUUCUUAUAACAAGCUACCAGAGAUUAAAGGUCUCGAGAAAGAGAAUAUCUAUCUUCUUGAGAAUCUUUAUAAUCUCAAAGACGAAGUUGCUAAUUGUUUGAAGUUUGCUAGAGUAUUAUCGUCAGGAGUUGAUAUCUUCGUCAACGACUCCUUCUCCAACACUCAUAAAGUUCUAGCAUCAACUGUCGGCGUUACGCGUUUCUGCUAUGCCUCUAUAGCUGGAUUUCACUUUGAGGAAAAGCUUUGUCUUGCGAAGAAUUUAGAAGAAGCCAGCAAGAAGCCAUUUGUAGCUAUUAUGGGAGGAGGUAAUCUCGCCGAGAAAGCAGCUUCCUUUCGGUUUUUAGCAUCCAGAUGCCAGGGUUUUGUUUUUGUUGGAAUGAUGUCAUUUCAAAUAAUGCAAGCAGUAGGAGUAUCAGUUCCUAUUGAAUUGGUGGACCGUAAGGCAUUUAGUGAAGCUCUAGAUAUAGUGAGACUUGCUCGCAAUAACGGUGUGCAGAUAUCGUAUCCAAAAGAUUUUUGGUGCAGGAAUAAAUAUGAUCCAAAGCAAUUGCAUGUAUUUCCUUCUCAUGGACUUUUGGAUGGUUGGGUGCCUGUUGAUCUUGGACCUGAAUCAUUGGAUGAAAUAGAUUCCAUGCUUACAAAUUGUAAGAAAAUAGUUUGGAUUGGUCCAGUGAAAUUUGGUGAUUCAAGUGAACACACAAAAGGAGCAUUUAAAUUGGCGAAAAUUCUUGAUCGACUAAGCCAAGGAAACUGCGAAACAACUGUGGUUGGGACUACAGCAUGCAAUCUUGUGAGACAAGAAAAAAGUUCGCUGUCCUCGAUAAAUAUGAUUGAGAAUGCUUCGGUAGUAUGGGAAUUUUUCAAAGGAAGAAAGCUUCCUGGUGUUAUGGCUGUUGAUAGAGCAUACCCUUUUGAAAUCAACUGGAACAACAUACACUCUGACCCAACUCAAUCUCUUGUGGUUGAUAUAGGAAGUGGCAAUGGCCUUUUUCUUCUUGAAAUGGCUAAAAGAAGGAAAAAUUUGAACUUUCUUGGUUUGGAGAUGAAUGAAAAGCUUGUUGCGCGCUGUCUGGAUUCUAUUCAACAGUUUGGCAUAAAGAAUGGGCACUUCAUCGCUACAAAUGCGACAUCAACGUUUCGGUCAAUCGUUUCUACUUAUCCAGGAGUGUUAGUUCUUGUAUCAAUACAGUGUCCAAAUCCUGAUUUCAAUAAACCUGAACAUAGAUGGAGAAUGCUGCAAAGAUCUUUAAUUGAAGCAGUAGUGGAUCUUCUAGCAUUUGGUGGAAAGGUUUUUUUGCAAUCCGAUGUAAAAGAAGUUGCAAUAAGAAUGAAAGAACAAUUUUUGAGAUAUGGCAAGGGUAAGAUUGUUUUGGAGCAUGGCCAAUUCAAUGACCAAAGUGAUUGGCUUGAUGAAAAUCCAUUUGGAGUUAGGUCAGAUUGGGAAAAACAUGUUUUAGAGCGUGGUGCGCCUAUGUACAGAAUCAUGUUUUCAAAACAAUGAGCCGUAAAUAGCUGGAUUUUGAUAUACCUAUCAUUCCACAAUGUAGAUUUGAUAAAUGAUUUUCAUUUAUGUAUCAAUUAACUAAACAAUUAUCGUUAAUUAUUCUAUUUUAUUAUAGAGAUUGGUACAAAUGGUUGAAAAUAUAUUAAGUAGAGCUUGUUAAUUACUUUUC
Messenger RNA from Cicer arietinum (chickpea), 2330 nucleotides. RefSeq lists its product as uncharacterized. NCBI's taxonomy places the organism in Eukaryota, Viridiplantae, Streptophyta, Magnoliopsida, Fabales, Fabaceae. Gene Ontology annotation, biological process: glycolytic process; tRNA modification; gluconeogenesis. The record is from RefSeq and is a predicted model, not a curated record. Gene Ontology annotation, cellular component: cytosol. Gene Ontology annotation, molecular function: phosphoglycerate kinase activity; tRNA (guanine(46)-N7)-methyltransferase activity; ADP binding.